GGAGGAUGAAGAGGAGGCGGGGCCAGUCCAGUGAGAUGGUGACGACGCUCUCAGCAGGUGCCUCAAGUGGGAGGUCGCCCAGACCGGCGAUGGAGAAGAGCCACUGAGCGCACAAGACGGCCGCACACAAGGAGCUGCACAACAAACAGCCCCUGCAUUUUCCUGUGGUCCAGCUUGUGUUCUUCACCCCCCCACCGCCAUGUUGCUUUGCCCUGUGCUGCUCGGAGCCAGCCUGCUCAUCCUGGCCCCCAUGGGGACGCCUCAGGCUCGCGCACUUCACCCUUCCCCUGGGAGUUCUCAGUUAAUGGAGCAGCUCCUGGAUCGCUAUAACGACCUGCUGACCUUCGAUGACCUGGAGAACCUUCUGAGCACUCCGGUCGAGGAGCAGUCCACCUUGUCCUCUGGGGUCAAAGCGUCCGAGUUUCCCGGCAAAUGGGCGGACGUCCAGCCGGAGACGCCCUGGCUCCGCCUCCUGAGGGGGGCCCUGGCCAAUCAGAAACCCGUGGAGUCGGAGCGCUCGCGGAGGGGGUGGAACCGAGGUUGCUUCGGCCUCAAGCUGGACCGGAUCGGGUCCAUGAGCGGAUUGGGUUGUUAGUCGACGGACUGGUGUCAUCCUUGUGAGGAAGGUGAAGGUUAGCUUACAUACAGCACCUUUGUAGCUGUUUCAUACUUGCGCUGUAAUAUUUCACUAUUCCAAAAUAUCUUCAACUUCCAGCAGCAUCCCCCCCUCCCCAACCCCCCAUUUGCCAUUGUAAUGGCCUGCGUUGUGGUGUGUUGGAAAUCCUUGUGCCAAGUAAAGUACAAGUUGUAGAAUUGUCCAGCCCAUCGUGUCGACACCUCCUCUUCUGAUUUGCACCAAUAAAUAGAUUUGACCUUUG
Hippocampus zosterae (dwarf seahorse) is the source of this 878-nucleotide messenger RNA. It is a transcript of the gene nppcl, whose product is annotated as natriuretic peptide C-like. Gene Ontology annotation, cellular component: extracellular region. Gene Ontology annotation, biological process: cGMP biosynthetic process; receptor guanylyl cyclase signaling pathway. Gene Ontology annotation, molecular function: hormone receptor binding; hormone activity. Lineage: Eukaryota; Metazoa; Chordata; Actinopteri; Syngnathiformes; Syngnathidae. Bases 200 to 595 code for a protein of 131 amino acids. The record is from RefSeq and is a predicted model, not a curated record. The transcript has 3 exons.